Messenger RNA from Papilio machaon (common yellow swallowtail), 4960 nucleotides. RefSeq names its product tripeptidyl-peptidase 2 (gene TppII). Gene Ontology annotation, biological process: proteolysis. Gene Ontology annotation, molecular function: tripeptidyl-peptidase activity; serine-type endopeptidase activity. Lineage: Eukaryota; Metazoa; Arthropoda; Insecta; Lepidoptera; Papilionidae. The record is from RefSeq and is a predicted model, not a curated record. Gene Ontology annotation, cellular component: cytosol. The transcript is spliced from 25 exons. The coding region runs from base 15 to 3854 and encodes 1279 amino acids.
UCGGGUCAUCAAAAAUGGCCGAAGUACCGAUCGAGAGUGAAUUCCCUGUUUGGGGAUUAUUACCGAAAAAAGAAACAGGAGUAGUGUCUUUUUUAAAUAAAUAUCCCGAGUAUGAUGGCAGGGGUACUAUAAUAGCUAUUCUAGAUUCUGGUGUGGAUCCUGCGGCCGCCGGCCUUAAGGUAACGUCGACAGGCGAAAUAAAGGUUAUAGAUAGAUUUGAUUGCAGUGGAUGUGGAGAUGUCGAUACUAGUACUAUUAUCAAGAAAGUUGUCGAUGGCCACAUUACCGGUAUUACAGGAAGGAAACUUAAAAUUCCAGAGACAUGGAAGAAUCCAACCGGGACUUGGAGAACAGGAGUAUUAUAUCCUUUCAGUAUUUACCCCACAAAGCUAAAAGAGCGUGUGCAGGAACAUAGGAAGGAGCACCUGUGGGAUGUGGGACAUAAGAAAGCAUUCGCUGAGGCUAAUGCAAAACUACACGAGUUUGAAACUGAUGUUGCUGCUAAAAAUCCUAAUUUGAGUGCUGAUGAGAAACUUCUCAAAGAAGAGUUGGAGGCACGAGUAGAAGUGUUGCAAGCAGCAGAGAAGAAAUACACAGAUGUUGGCCCCACAUAUGACUGUGUCUUAUUUCAUGAUGGUGAAAUUUGGAGGGCCUGUAUCGACACAACAGAGAGUGGGGAGCUGUCGGAAGGUUUAUUACUGGGAGAGUACAGCGUGACACACGAGCACGCACACCUCACCUCCCUCGACGAGAUGACCGUCAGCAUCAACGUGCACGAUGAUGGCGACGUGUUGGAAGUGGUCGGAAUGUGCUCAACGCACGGCACACACGUGGCGGCGAUAGCGGCUGGCUACUUCCCCGAAGAGACGGAGCGCAAUGGUGUGGCGCCUGGUGCUCAGAUAGUCUCCCUGACCAUCGGCGAUGGCCGCCUCGGCUCCAUGGAGACAGGCACCGCCCUCGUGCGCGCCUGUCUCAAGAUCAUGGACCUCACCAACACCAAGAAGAUCGACGUCAUCAACAUGAGCUAUGGGGAACAUGCCCACUGGUCAAACUCCGGUCGUGUGGGCGAGGUGAUAAGUUCAGUGGUGAACCGGUACGGUGUGUCGUGGGUGGUGUCUGCCGGCAACCACGGACCCGCGCUCUGCACCGUCGGUACUCCACCAGACAUCGCGCACCCCGUACUCAUAGGUGUGGGCGCGUACGUAUCUGCGGAGAUGAUGAGCGCGGCGUACUCGAUGCGCGCGGCGAGCACUGCGGGCGCGUUCAGCUGGAGCUCGCGCGGGCCGUGCGCUGACGGCGCCCCCGGAGUCUCCGUGUGCGCCCCCGGCGGCGCCGUCGCCUCCGUCGCCAGGUUCACUCUGCGCAAUUGUCAACUAAUGAAUGGCACGUCGAUGGCAGCUCCUCAUGUUGCCGGUGCUGUUGCGGCGCUAAUAUCGGGUCUGCGUGCGCGUGCGCUGCCACACUCACCGUACAGCAUGAAGCGCGCGCUGGAGAACUCCGCCACGUACCUCGCACACGUGGAGCCCUGGGCGCAGGGCUGCGGUCUGCUUAAUAUUGAAAGGGCGUUCGAGAUACUAACUAAAUACCACAGCGAGGUGGAGCGAGAUGUUACAUUCAGCUUGCAAUGUGGGCCACACAAUGGCAAGGGCAUCUUGCUGCGUCCUCGUCCCGCAGACCCACCACAAGACAUCGGUGUCACAGUGGAGCCUCACUUCCUGCUCGACCACACAGACCUGCACAACAAGUCGGUCAUUCCCAAGCAGAUCGCGUUCGGCGUGCGGCUGGCGCUGACCUGCGCCGCGACCUGGGUCUCUGCGCCCGCGCAUCUCGACCUCAUGAACGCCGCGCGCACGCUCGCCCUGCGCCUGCGCACCGCGCACCUGCCGCCCGGCGCGCACCACGCCAGUAUAAACGCGUACGACGUAUCGUGUGUGGAGAAGGGGCCGGUGUUCCGCGUCAACAUCACAGUGCUGCAGCCGCAGCCGCUGCCGCUGGACGCGCCCGCCAGCCCGCGCUUCGCCGAGCGCGACGUGCUCUUCAAACCCGCCACUAUAAAGCGACACUUCGUUAUAGCGCCGGCGGACGCGACGUGGGCGGUGCUGCGGCUGAGCACGGCGGAGCGCGAGCGCUCGGGCCGGUUCCUGGUGCACACGAUGCAGCUGCUGCCCCAGCGCAGCUGUCGCUCGCACGAGACGCACAAGCUGCUCAACGUCACCGCGGAGGCGCCCACCUACCUGCCCUUCCAAGUUGUGGGCGGUGUGACGCUGGAGGUGGCGAUAGCGAAGUACUGGGCGAACAUCGGCGACCUGGUGGUGGACUACAGCGUGGAGUUCCACGGGCUGAGGCCGGACUUCGGGUCGCAGCUGUGGCUGGGCGGAGCGCAGGCCCCCGCCCCCGUGCUGCUCUCAGCGCUGCGCCUGCAGGAGGUGCAGCCCGUAGCCCAGCUCAAGCACACGGAGCCGGUCUACAGACCGGCGGAGAGCAAGCUGGCGCCGCUGAGUGCGCGUGACGUCAUCCCGCCAGGCAGACAGAUAUACCAGCUCAUCAACACAUACAACUUUCACAUAGCCAAGGCCACAGAGGUGUCACCUAUAGUGUCGUUGUUGUGCGACACAUUGUACGAGUCUGAGUACGAGUCUCAGAUGUGGAUGUUGUACAACAGCUGCAAGCAGCUGAUGGCCGUCGGCGACGCUUACCCGUCCAAGUAUUCUGUGAAGCUGGAGAAGGGCGAGUACGUCCUGAGGCUGGGAGUGCGACACGAGAGCCGCGCGCUGCUGGAGCGGCUGCAGGAGUUGCCCGUCGUCAUCCAGCAGCGUCUGCCGCAGCCCAUCACCCUCGAUGUCUACUGCUCGCACUCGCAGGCGGUGACAGGUGGCAAGAAGUUCACCAGUGCGCAGCUGCACAGUGGUCAUCUCCUGCCUAUAUACAUUGCCCCCGUGCCCGCUGACAAAGUGAGCAGGUCGACUAUAUCGGUGGGUCAGACGUUGUCGGGCACGGUGACGUUCGCGAAGGACGAGUUCGGACGUCGCGUGGACGUGUACCUCGUGCGAGCCGCGCCCUGCGAGCCGCCGCGCCGCACGCCCGCGCCGCACGCCACGCACGCCACGCACGCCACACACGCCACGCACGCCACGCCUCGCCGACACGACGAGUAUGCGGACGCGCACCGCGACCUCGCCGCCACCUGGCUCGCCAAGCUAGAGGGUGACAAGCUGGAGCAGUUGUACGAGGAGAUGCUGGAGAAGUAUCCCGGCUACCUGGGCACGCAUGUCGCAUACCUCAACAGUGUCGACUCGCCCACUGACCCUAAGAAAUUGCCACACGCGGCGGAGGAGCCCGAUGUGACGACAGCCUGGUGCGAGCAGCUCAUCACCAUUGCUGACAAGGUGAUAAAACAGAUCGACCAGGACAAGCUGCUGGCUUACCUCGGCAUGAAGAAUGACACACGCGCAGAUGCCACCAAGAUUAAACAGGAGCAGGAGCGGCUGCGCGGGUGGGCGGUGGAGGCGCUGUGCCGGCGCGGGGCGGCGCUGUGCCGGCUGCACGCGCUGGCGCAGGGCGGCGCAGCACGAGACAAGAUAGAAGACGCGCUCCACAACAACCUCGCCGACCUGCUGCGUCUCGCGGACCUCACAGACACCAAGGUGCAGCACUACGGCGUGUGGCACUGCUUCACGCUGAAGCACUGGGGGCGCGCCAUCAAGCUGCUGAACAAGAUCCUGGAGGAGAGGCCGUCGCGCGAGGUGGAGGAGCGGCUGCUGGGCGCGUACCGGCAGCUGGGCUGGCACCACCUCGCCCUCGCCGCACUGCGCGCCCUCCCCGCCAAGUACCCCCCACACUACCGCCCCUUCUGAGGCACGCCCCCCCGCGCCCGCAGGCACGCCCCCAGACACGCCCCCAGACACGCCCCCAGGCACGCCCGCAGCUGCCCGCUUCACACUAUAUGUAUUACAUUUUAAAUUCUCUCUUUGCUGGUAUUAUUUUUUUUUACAUCAUAAACUUAUGUAUUUCAUUUAUCUUAACUUAUGUACAAUCAAUUUUUAAUUUGUAAGAACUUGCUUUACACGUACUGUCACUUCAUAAGGCUUUUCUUUAUUUACGAUAAAGUCAUGUUUACUUAGAUAGACCUAGAUCAUAGAUUUAUAUGAUGUUAACAAAUUUUAUAGUAUAACACCAACAAAUAGAAACCAAUAUAAAAUUAUUGCCACAGUCAAUUUGAACUUUAUAGCAAACGGUUUACAGUUGAAAUUUGUUUGUGUAUACAAAUGUUUUGUAUGUAUUACUUAUUUUUGAUCAUUUAUUGCGUCAAUAGAAAAUAUUUAUCAAUGAAUUCAAGUAUUAGAAGUAGAUAAUAAAAUCCAUAUGUCGAUAGUUGUGAUAACUAAGUAGGUAGGUCAAUCACAUAGGUAAAUAGUAUGGAGGAAAUUGAACAUUAUAUAAAUCUUAUAUAGUAAUUUUUAUACACUAUUGUAUGGAAUAAUUUAAAAUGGAGAAAUACAUGAGGUUUGUCAUUUAAUCAAUUUUAAAAUGAAGGCAUUUUAUUCAUAUGUAAUAUUGUGUUGCUAGCAUCGGUGGCUCAGGGGUUAAACAUUUGACUUGCAAUCUACAGGUCCUCGGUUCGAAUUUUGACAUGCACAAAGUGUUUUUUGAUUUAAAUAUGUACAUUUAUCCGACGUUCUUACGUGAUGCUGCACAUAUCUGAGAAGAAAUUCAAAGAUAUAUGUGAAGUCAACCCGAACUGGACCAGACCAGUCAUUUCUGACUUGUUGAAGAUUCAGAGCCUCUCAACGGGGAAGUAUAGUGAGCUGAUGAUGUAUAUUGUGUUCAAUUCUCUCCAUUGUUCAACUCCAUUUGUACAAGUAGAUGCAUCACAUAAACGCUGCAAAGUACACUCUACAAUUGUUGUUAUAUUUCUCAUAAUAUCCCUCUUUUCAAUUUGUACAAUAUUUUUUACUGUGUA